Salvia miltiorrhiza (redroot sage) is the source of this 1323-nucleotide messenger RNA. RefSeq lists its product as uncharacterized. The record is from RefSeq and is a predicted model, not a curated record. Gene Ontology annotation, cellular component: chloroplast. NCBI's taxonomy places the organism in Eukaryota, Viridiplantae, Streptophyta, Magnoliopsida, Lamiales, Lamiaceae. The transcript is spliced from 2 exons. The coding region runs from base 77 to 1012 and encodes 311 amino acids.
AAAAGAGAGGUUGAAUUCUAUCCAAACUGCACUUUCACACUACUUCUCUAUCGUAAAACCCUCAUAUUCUCCAUCAAUGGCUGCCAUUUUAUCUUGCUCUUCCACCAUUUCGCCCCUGCCUCAAUCCACCUCCAAUCCCAAGCUCCCACCUCCAAGAACCCAUCUCUCUCCACUCCAAAACCCACAAAUUCUCCCAAAGUCGAAAUCUUUCCAUCCGGGCCGUCGUGAAAUCUCCGCGACGCGAGCAAAAUCCCACGAUUUCCUCGAAGAGAUCGAAAAGGAGGAAUCUUUACUGAACCCCGACGCGAAACCGGUGAAAUUCCUAUUCUGGGUGUUGCUGUGGGCGUCUGUCUCUGUAGGGCUAUACGCAUUUUCCGGCGAUGCUAGAGCAGCAGCAGCCGUCGCCGCCGAUUCCAUUAGAGCUUCGGGCUUCGGCGUUAGGGUUGCCAACGCAUUGCGGGCCUCGGGCUGGCCCGAUGAGGCUGUUGUCUUUGCCUUGGCCACGCUUCCGGUGAUCGAGCUGCGUGGGGCUAUUCCUGUUGGUUAUUGGCUGCACAUGAAGCCUGUGAUGUUGACUGUGUUGUCUGUUCUUGGGAACAUGGUUCCCGUGCCCUUCAUCGUGCUAUAUCUGAAAAGCUUCGCGACUUCUCUAGCCGGAAAGGAUGGAUCAACGGCUUCUCAAUUCCUCGACAUGCUAUUCACGAGGGCCAAGGAGAAGGCCGGGCCAGUGGAGGAAUUCCAGUGGCUCGGCCUGAUGCUGUUCGUUGCAGUCCCCUUUCCUGGGACGGGGGCUUGGACGGGGGCCAUCAUUGCCUCCGUACUGGACAUGCCCUUCUGGCCUGCUGUCACGGCAAACUUUGUCGGGGUCGUGCUAGCCGGGCUUCUGGUGAACUUGCUGGUGAACCUCGGACUCAGAUACGCCGUUGCAACUGGCGCCAUUCUGUUUGUCGUCUCCACAUUCAUGUGGAGCUUCCUUCGUGGACUGAAGAAGUCUUUCACUGCAUCAAACUGAUCUGAGGUUCCUGAAAGUUCCAGAAGUUUGAUGAAGAACAUUCCUAGCUUGGCAUCAAGAGCAGAUUCCUCAAAUUUUUUCAAAGGUAGAGAAGCUCAAAUGAAGCCCCCUGUUUAGGGUUAUGGAGAGAAAUCCAUGUGUAAUAGCCUGCAAAUCACAGCUAUUAUAUAGUGCUGAUGUGCUUGUAUUAAUAUGUCAGGAGAUAACAAAUUAAUGAUCUUGAAAUGGUAGACAUUCAAAGUGAGGGCUAUUGCAAAAGUGCAAAAUGUAUUUGCUUUGGAUUUUGAUUUAUUGCAAAUUACAUGAUUAAA